UUGCAUGGGAAACAUGGACCAGCUGUUCGUAUCGGUCCUAAUGUUGUUAGUCUUAGCGAUCCACACCUGAUCAAGACUGUAUAUUCGACCCGUGGAAACUUCCUCAAGGUGAAUCCAAACAUGUUUGGUCUUCAAGUAAAAUACCAAAGAUACUGACAAUAAUUUUAGAGCGAUUUCUACUCGGUGAAUGCCGUUGUUCAGGAUGGCCAUACUAUCCAGAAUGUGUUUGGUACCAGAAGUAAUGCUUUCCAUGCAAAGUAUAUGAAGCCUAUCCAGAAGCUUUAUUCGAUGAAAAAUAUCCUUGAAAUGGAGGAUGCAAUUAGCAAGACCAUCAUUCUGUGUUGCGAACAACUGGAACUUCGAUUUGUAAACGGAAUGAACGCUGGGAAGACCUGUGAUAUUGCUGACUGGAUUGCAUACUGUGGGUUUUACGUAGUUAUUAGCCCUUUAAAUGGAUGCUAACUUCUGCCUCAAGUGUCAUGGGAUGUAGUCGGAGAGAUAACAUUUAGCAAGGAAAUGGACUUUCUGAAGUCUGGGGUGGAUGUUCGAGAUACGAUUCUUACUGCGGAGUCGAUUAUGCACUACUUUGGUACUGUACGUGUUCUCGACAUCAUACUUUGUAGCCGUGUUAACAGUCCAUCUCUGAAUAGGUUGGACAAAUGCCUGUUCUUGAUACAUGGCUAGGCAAAAAUCCGUGGUCUCCGAUCAAGUUCCGUACUUUCAACAACGUCGCAGGAUAUUGUGUUGAGCGUUUGAUAGACCGUGUAUCGACUUCCAAUGAAAGCAAAUCACCGCACGAUUUUCUUAACAGCUUCAUCGAAGCCAAAGCCGUAAAUCCAGAAAUAAUCACCGAUAAUGAAGUAGUGGGAUAUCUUCUUCUCAAUGUAGGCUUCCCACUGCCAAACGUCCAAUUCAAGCGAGUAGAUGCUAAUCUAAGCGAAGAUGCUGGCCGGAGCAGAUAUCACGGCAAUUUCACAAAAAGCGAUUGUAUACCAAGUUCUCAAGAAUCCCUCCGUACUUGCCAAGCUAGUCGCCGAAAUCGACGCUGCCAAUAUCCCAUUCCCUGCCACGUAUGCCACCACUCAGAAACUACCAUAGCUACAAGCUGUCAUCAAAGAAGCACUUCGAAUCCAUCCACCAGUUGGUCAAACCCUAGAACGCAUCGUCCCAGCACAAGGACUCGGUCUACCUGAUGGAAGGGUGAUCCCCUCCGGUACAAUAGUAGGGAUGAAUCCCUGGGUAGUAACUCGUAACAAGGAAAUCCACGGUGAAGACGUUGAAGUGUUCCGACCAGAAAGAUGGCUGAAGAGUGAGGAUGAGAGCGAGGAUACUGCUGAAGCUAGAUUGAAAAUCUUGAAGGAUGUAGAUUUUAUUUUUGGCGGGGGCAAUAGGGUUUGUACGGGUAAGAACUUGGCUCUUACGGAAAUGUCAAAGGUUACAGCUACUCUUUUUGGUCGAUAUGAGGUAGGUGGACUCUAUUCUUUCUUUCAUCUUUUUCUCAAGGACAAUAAGCUCUAACUGCUAAUAGAUGGAACCCGUGAAGCAAGAUUGGAAAGUGCAUUAUUGGUGGUUUGUUUUCACUGAUAAAAUCCGAAUCAAGUUGAGCCGUCGGAAUCUUUGA
This is a messenger RNA of Hymenoscyphus albidus, 1621 nucleotides long. The record is from the annotation of a GenBank genome assembly. NCBI's taxonomy places the organism in Eukaryota, Fungi, Ascomycota, Leotiomycetes, Helotiales, Helotiaceae.